Molecule: messenger RNA, 1024 nt
Organism: Mytilinidion resinicola
Lineage: Eukaryota; Fungi; Ascomycota; Dothideomycetes; Mytilinidiales; Mytilinidiaceae
Exons: 1
Coding region: 1-999 (332 amino acids)
Source: RefSeq, a predicted model, not a curated record
AUGGCCCUACUUCCCGAGCCUAUCCCAGUUCACGUAUUGAGUCCCUUCUCUCAAGCCUUCAGCAAAAUGAGAAUGAAAGCAUAUGCAGAAACCCAUCUAGGGGCAAGCGGCCUAAGGUUUAAAGAAAAUCUCAUCAAAGCCUUCAUCGAGUAUGUCCGCAGUCAAGACGAAAUCUGUUGUGGGCGCCCAGAACCCAGUCCCGAGGGAAUCGUAGUUGCAUGGUGGAAGAAGCAGAAGCAUCGUCACAUCGCGGGAUUACCUCAGGGACGGCUUUACCCAAAGCUGAAGCGCCGUUCGCAUGAAUCGGCCUAUCUGGCAGAGGUUACCUGCCAUUACAUCACCGACAAGGAUGCCGAUCUGAACCUUAUCCAAAAGAAGGCGUUGCAAAGAUGGGAGAAGGUGAAGAAUGAAUUGAUGGACUCUAUGGCAAUAAAAGACGCCUCCCUUAUCGCAGACGGGCAUGGAAUUAUCCAGUCUGUCAUCAGCAUCUUCAACGACCUUUUUCUGCUCGGAGCCUUGAGACGAGUAAAAUUCGACUGGAUUCGAGAAGCCGAAGGAGUUCCUGACAUGGCGUUAGGAUACGGCAGCGAUUCGUCUAUACAGUUACACCCGACCAGUCUCAACUCAGAUCCAGAAGUCUCUCUAGCUGUCUCUCGGUUGAGCACACUUCUACACGAAAUGAUUCAUGCUUUCCUUGCUCAAUUUACUUGUUCAUCCUGCAAGAAGCUUUGGCACGGGAGAGAUUGGCAGGUCCUUGCAAAAAGGAUCGAAGAAGUCGCACCAGGCUUGCUGGGAUUCCGGGCAGCUCUGGGCAGGUUUGACGGUUUAAUCUAUGAUUUGAAGCAUGGAAUAGAGAAGCUGCCAUCUAUGCACGAUGUAUUGCACUACAAUUUCGAACAAGUCCUACCCACCGAUGAACUCUAUGGUGAAGGCGCGCCGAGUAAGCUGGUAGAGGACAUCCCGACGAAACUCGUGAAAUCGCGCCGAUUAAGCUGGUAGAGGACAUCCCGACGAAACCCGCAAU